AUUUUCUCCAACUCAGGGAAACCAAGGAAUAUGGACUGCUGGCAAUUUUAGAAUUAGCCAAAAACAUCAAUCUGCCUCUAGUUCUAACUGUCACGGCAAACUGAAAUACAGCACCUCAUGGCACCAAAAUAUCUGAAGGAGGCCGUGGCUUUGCAAGUGUUAAUUGAAGCUAAUGUGCGAUUGUUAUUCCCGGAUGUCCCAUUACAUAUUAUCACAGCCAAAUGCGAGGAUGAGCAGAUUUAUGCUUGUGUCGUACAAGUCUAUGAGAUCGAUGGCAAGAAGCAGCACCAGAUUUUGCUUCAGGGUGAGCCGGGUCAUUCGCAUUGGGGUUUCAAGAGUUCGCUCGAAAGCAUCUUCCGCAAAUCUCAAGCGCUUCUAGGAAAAGAACUUAACCUUAUAGCACUUGAAGAAUCAGAUAGCAAAUAUUAAUAGACAUGUUAUCACGAGA
Molecule: messenger RNA, 448 nt
Organism: Truncatella angustata
Lineage: Eukaryota; Fungi; Ascomycota; Sordariomycetes; Amphisphaeriales; Sporocadaceae
Exons: 2
Coding region: 118-429 (103 amino acids)
Source: RefSeq, a predicted model, not a curated record